Trematomus bernacchii (emerald rockcod) is the source of this 936-nucleotide messenger RNA. RefSeq names its product apolipoprotein A-IV-like. Lineage: Eukaryota; Metazoa; Chordata; Actinopteri; Perciformes; Nototheniidae. The transcript has 4 exons. Gene Ontology annotation, molecular function: phospholipid binding; cholesterol binding; phosphatidylcholine-sterol O-acyltransferase activator activity. Bases 69 to 833 code for a protein of 254 amino acids. Gene Ontology annotation, biological process: high-density lipoprotein particle assembly; very-low-density lipoprotein particle remodeling; lipoprotein metabolic process. The record is from RefSeq and is a predicted model, not a curated record. Gene Ontology annotation, cellular component: high-density lipoprotein particle; chylomicron; blood microparticle.
UCUGCACAACAUCAUCACACUCAGGCUGAAGAAGAGACAAGCUGCCUCUGUAAGAUUCAAAUUCAAUCAUGAGGGUACUUGUGGUUCUCGCACUUUUCUCCGUUUGCAAUGCCAACGUGCUGAUGCAGGUGGCUCCUAAAACCGACCUGGAUCUGGUGAAGGAUGCUUUCUGGGACUACGUGGCCAAAGCCACGCUCACUGCUGAGGACUCCGUGAAGCAGAUCAGACAGUCUGAGUUGGGGCAGGAAGUGAGUGCCAGGGUCUCUGCGAGUGCUGACACCGUGAAUAAGUACGUGGUUGCUCUGCGGGCUCAGGUGGCUCCUCUGACCCAGGACUACAUGGCUCAGUUUACCCAGGAGGCCGAGCAGCUGAAGGCUCGUCUGGAGAAAGAUCUGACCACCGUGAGCACCAGCCUGCAGCCCAUUGCCGAUGAGAUGGUGGCGCAGCUCCAGAGGCAGGUGGAGGAGCUGAAGAAGGAGGCGGCCACCUACGCUGGGGCCAUGGACCCCCAGGCCCUGAAGGCCGUCCUGCUGCAGAAGAGCCAGGAGAUGAGGGAGCAGCUGGACAAGAGUGCGGCCCAGCUGCAGGCCCAGAUGGUGCCCUACACCGACGAGAUCAAGGAGAAGAUGGCGCAGAGCCUGGAGGAGUUCCAGAGGAGCAUGGUCCCCCUCACCCAGACCUUUGAGACCCAGGUGAGCCAGAAGACCCAGGAGAUCCAGCUGAACCUGGCCCAGAGAGGAGAGGAGCUGAGGGCCCAGCUGGACGCCAGCGCUCAGGACCUGCAGAGCCAGCUGUCCGUCCUGCUGGAGGCUUUCAACCAGAAGACCCAGUAAACAGUCCUCCACCAGCCCCAACACUCCAGAUAUUUAUUUCAAAUUCACCCAAUGUAUAUUUUACAAAAUAAAAAUUGAACAAACAAGUUCCGUCUUUUGGUGU